Molecule: messenger RNA, 549 nt
Organism: Chlorella variabilis
Lineage: Eukaryota; Viridiplantae; Chlorophyta; Trebouxiophyceae; Chlorellales; Chlorellaceae
Exons: 5
Coding region: 1-549 (182 amino acids)
Biological process (GO): ribosome assembly; ribosomal large subunit biogenesis
Cellular component (GO): preribosome, large subunit precursor; nucleolus; nucleus
Molecular function (GO): RNA binding
Source: RefSeq, a predicted model, not a curated record
AUGCUCCUGCGGCCGCUGACAGAGGAGGAGACCAAGGUGGUGUUUGAGAAGUUGCACAAGUUUAUCGGCAAGAACAUCAAGGCACUGGUAGACCGCGGCGGCGAGCAGCCCUAUUGCCUGCGCCUGCAGAAGAAUCGCGUCUUCUAUGUGCGCGAGGACAUCAUGCGCCGUGCCACAAACGUGGCCCGGGAGAGGCUUGUGGCGCUGGGCACGUGCAUCGGCAAGUUCACGCACAGCGGCAAGUUCCGAGUGACCAUCGGUGCGCUGGACCUGUUGGCGCAGUAUGCCAAGUACAAGGUUUGGGUGAAGCCGUCUGCCGAGAUGCAGUUCCUGUAUGGCAACCACGUGCUCAAGAACGGGCUGGGGCGCAUCACCGAGAACACGCCAGCCUACACCGGCGUGGUGGUCUACAGCAUGUCGGACGUGCCGCUGGGCUUUGGUGUGACGGCCAAGUCGACCUCAGAGUGCCGCGCCGCCGACCCCAACGGAAUCGUUGUGUUUUGCCAGGCAGAUUGUGGCGAGUUUUUGCGGUCGGAAAGCUUAUUGUAA